This is a messenger RNA of Tuber melanosporum (Perigord truffle), 2579 nucleotides long. RefSeq lists its product as uncharacterized. Gene Ontology annotation, molecular function: protein binding. The transcript has 6 exons. The record is from RefSeq and is a predicted model, not a curated record. Lineage: Eukaryota; Fungi; Ascomycota; Pezizomycetes; Pezizales; Tuberaceae. Bases 1036 to 1887 code for a protein of 283 amino acids.
CCCCUCUCGUUUUUGACUGAUGGCAUGCAUUGCUGAUCGACAGCAAGAUCCAUGAUCGGUUGACCCUUCCUCCUCCAGCUUCAAGCUCCAAAUGCAUAAGCAGGACAAGCUUCUUUUCAAGCCACCCAGAAACCUUCGCAGAAGGGGAAGAGUGGGGAUUGGCAGGGAGGGAGAAGGGGAGAAAGUCUAACCUCGCCUAAAACUGGAAAAUCCUUUCUUGUAUCUCUUUGCCAAGUCCUGGGGAUAGAAGUCUCUUCUUCCUUAUCGGGGUAACCCGGUAUGGUAGACUACAGUAACCAGUACUUUACAGCUAUAACAGGGUACUAACAGCUUGAUUUAAUGAUAUUUUCUUUUCUUUCCCCCCCCACUCAUCUACUGAAUUUUGUGUGAUUUUCUUUUACUGGAAUACGAUCGCAGAAACACUUCUCUUUUAACCAGGUUCAACUGUCUCUGGGUCAUGAAGACAUCGCAUCCCUGAACACAAUUCAAGGGGUUUCUUUCGGUUGGUCUAAUUCUUGGGUUUCGUGCCCUAGCGUCGUGGCUCUCUUGAGUCUCGAGCCUUGGGACUCGGGCACCAACACCCCUCGCCGGAAGAGGUUCGCUCCAAAGGGCCGCGUCCUGUUCAUCAUCCAAAUCCUCUUUUCAAAAACCUCUCUCACUUCUCUCCCCCGAGGAGAAAAAAAAAAAGUCAAAUUCAAGAAUCAACUAAAAUAGAGGGUCUAGUCCCUCGCUUGAACAAAUUGCCUUCUCCGAUCCUUAAGACAUUCCUUUUUAUACAUAUCUAUUUCUCCUCUUGUUUCUUGCACUUCGUCAUUUCUACCCAAACUUUCUCAGCCGGGCUUGUAUUCUCUUAUCCACCGCUACCUCCCCCUUCUCUUUUAUACAAAGUUUACUCUUCUUUUCCCAGCUUCUUCACACACUUUUCUCUGUGCUCUUGCUCCUUUCCAUUCAAAAUCAACCCAGUUCCAUAGUUCUGCAACAUCCCUCCCUUAAUUCACCAGGCCCGGGUAGGGUAAUUUGGGAAAGAUCAACGUCAUGGUAAUUGGAUUAUCUUUAGAGAAGCUUCCGCUGGAAGUGAUCCACCAAGUGUUCUCCUUGCUCUCACCCCAGGACCUAACAUCACUGCGCUUGACUUCCCGUUCAAUACUCCCUGCAGCGACAGCAAAUACCCAUUGGCGCCAUCACUUCUUUGAUGGCCUCUUGUCUUCACAUGCCGCGCUUAUAGACAUAUCUUCCAUAGCUCGUGAUCAAUGGGCAUUCCAGCUGGUGCCGGACGGAUGGUUCCGAGCUUACACUACCUUAAUACGAAUCGCAAACGAGGACUGGUUGCGCACAGAGGAGGAGUUGAAAGGCUCGACCUGGACGGUUUUUUUCAAGAUGUAUCUGCGGGAGGGAGGAGCGAGCUCAGACGACGAAACUGGUCACGCGUUGGUGGAAUUGACACAUGAUUUGACUUCCAAUCGAAUAGAGGGAUUACCACUCCGUAGCAGUUCGUGGUACGUGGAUCAGAAGAAAACCUUAAGAUUUUCCGGCUAUCCCCCAAUCGUUCCAUCCCGAGACCCCCACACUUGGUAUGCCCUCAACGUGCUCAAUACCGCGAUCCUUGAGGAAUCUAAUACAGCCGGACUCAUUGACGAGGACAAACGCCAGGCCCUGGAAUCGGGUGUCCAUGAUAGCCUCCGGGCUGCCCAGGAGAAACGGAAGAAUGAGUUACCAGCAAGACUUCGGGAGCUGCAUUUGUUGAGGAGUUCUGCAAGAGAACGAAGCAUGAAUUGUGGCUACGAACGCCCCAGCGACUUGGGAAGUAGCAAGUCGGGGGGUGCUAGUGGGAGUGGCAAUGGGGGGAUUGCGGUAGGUCCAGUGGAGGAGGCAGGAAAGCGAGAGUGAUUUCUGCGAUAAUAAUGAAGAUCUUCGUUUUUCUCAUCAUUUCCUUUUGGUCACCUCGGGGUUUUCACCCAUUUUUCUUCCCUUUCUUCCCAUUCAAUGGGGGGUGGAAUUUGCUAUCGGACCACCGGCGGAAGCGUGGGAUUGUCCGCGAGAGGUUUAGCUUGACAGGUUGGCCGCGCCACAAAAACCAGCCAACGAGAUCCAACACGUCUAGAGGGCUCAGGUUAUCGUGCUAGGAAAGCACUAAUUUCUUCUCGGGAGCCUUUGUCUCUGAAUCCGGAUAUCAGGCCUACCGGGGAUGGCGAAUUACGAUAGAUCUUCCGAUCCUGUAAUAUCUUUUCCACCACCUUUUUUUGUCUCUUUCCUCACUUUUCCCCCUUCGGUAUUGCUCCUUCAUGUAUUUUAUCUGGAGCGAAGCACUUCACGCGAUAGCUCGACGGCAGGGCAGCGUACAAGUACUUGUCUCGGGCAAUGAGUGUCUGGAGGUACGGAUUCGUGGGAUAUAUGGUAAAAUAUAUGUGCGUAUCUGGGCGCUCGUAUAAACCCACAACUCGUAUUUUCGGAUGUUGUAUAUGCUUGGGACAAGUACCGGUACUCGGAAAAUGAGGCAGGGGGUAAUUGGUGUUUUAAACGUUUUUGCUUGCAUGAAGUUGUACAGUAGAAAACUUCAAAUACUUGCUGUUUGGUCUAAA